Cryptomeria japonica (Japanese cedar) is the source of this 1131-nucleotide messenger RNA. Its product is annotated as replication protein A 70 kDa DNA-binding subunit A-like. Gene Ontology annotation, molecular function: DNA binding. Gene Ontology annotation, biological process: DNA replication. Gene Ontology annotation, cellular component: nucleus. The coding region runs from base 1 to 1131 and encodes 376 amino acids. Lineage: Eukaryota; Viridiplantae; Streptophyta; Pinopsida; Cupressales; Cupressaceae. The transcript is spliced from 3 exons. The record is from RefSeq and is a predicted model, not a curated record.
AUGGCAUCUCUAGCAACCACCUCUGAACUGAUAGAGGACUCCACAAUUGACAGUUUGGAAAAUACCCAAGACUAUGCCCCUACCCCUUUUGCAAUUCAAUUUAUCAAUGUUGGAGAUGACCUUCCUUCAGCAUUGCUACAAGUUUUGUCAUUUCAGAAAAUGCAGAACAAUAGAGAUGAUACUGACAGACAUAAAUUAGUGUUAUCUGAUGGCACAUACAUGCAGUUAGCAAUCUUGCCUUCUAAAUAUGCUAUUCUGAUAGAUUCAGAUAUUCUAAAAAUAGGCACAAUAGUCCAGUUAUCGAGUUAUACAUGCAGAUACAUAUGGAACACGAGAUAUCAUUCCAAUACAAGGAAAGAUGGCAGUCAAACACAAAAGCGAGUUGUCAAAAUUAAUGAUCUGUCUGGAUCAACAAUUGAGAUCAACCUAAGGGGUCCAAUGGCAGAACAAAGAGGCCUAGAAUUGAAAAACAUGUUGACCAGUGAUAGUGUUGUUAUCAUUGCUUUACUUAAUGCUUGCGUUGGCUAUUUCAAUGGAAAGCUUAUAAACAUAACAGCUGCCACAACGUUACAUAUCAACCCACCUUUUCUAGAGGCAGAACCUCUAACAUUAAGAGGAAAGGACCCUUUGCUUGUUGCAACCUUUGUUCCAGAAACUAUCCACACAAAUGGGAAAUAUAGUAGAAUGACUAUUUCUUCAAUCCAUGAGAGGAUGAGUAUCAAACCAGAAACAAUUCAGACUACUUUGCUGGUUGUUCUACGUUUUGUAAACGUAACUAAUAAAAGUUUCUAUUAUGCAGCUUGUCCACUAAUAGUCAAUGGAAGGCCUUGCAAAAAAAAAUGUACACAGCAAGCUGACGAUUCUUGGUUUUGCCCUAGAUGUGAAAUGAUCAUGCAAGACUGCAACUAUAGUUACCUCUUGCAAGUAAAGUUACAAGAUUCCACAGGUACUCUUUGGGCCACUGCAUUUGAUGACGUUGGCAUUAGCUUGCUACAAAAAACUGCAAAAGAGCUUUGUGCACUGGAAAAUGAUGCAACAACAACAAAAACACCUUGCUCAGUGAUUAACAGGCUUCUGUCACAUCACUAUUUAUUCACACUCCUAGUGUCCACUGACACAUACAAUUCUUAA